AUGAUUAUGACCGCCGAGGACCACUACACUUACGAGCUCGAGAAAUUCGAGUUUGUCAAGUACAAGUUCGUCAGCCUCCGCGAGAACUUGAGAAUCCUUCUCGAUUUCCUCAACAAGAUGGGAAAUCAUCCAGAGGAGAGAAUCGACAACUACCACAUCAUGAAGAUCAAGACUAACUUCUUUAUAGACGAGAUCGACUUCAAUCUGCAGGGAGAAUUCCCAUUCGGACAUCUCAGGGAGUACUUCAAUGUCUAUUCCAACUUCUACAACCGCAGCCGCUCGGAGCUUAUGGAGGUGAUCCACGAGAUCAGCCUCAACCGUCAACUCAUCUGGUAA
Molecule: messenger RNA, 336 nt
Organism: Caenorhabditis remanei
Lineage: Eukaryota; Metazoa; Nematoda; Chromadorea; Rhabditida; Rhabditidae
Exons: 3
Coding region: 1-336 (111 amino acids)
Source: RefSeq, a predicted model, not a curated record